This is a messenger RNA of Nicotiana tabacum (common tobacco), 986 nucleotides long. NCBI's taxonomy places the organism in Eukaryota, Viridiplantae, Streptophyta, Magnoliopsida, Solanales, Solanaceae. The record is from RefSeq and is a predicted model, not a curated record.
GUCAGGAUGCCAUGGUUCCUGACCUGUUGAUUUUUCCACCGAGGACUGACCUGCAUGAUCAUCCUUUGGUGAAAAGUGGAAGUGUGUUUUUGCAGGGUAAGGCGAGUUCCAUGGUUGCAGUUGCUCUUGGGCCUAAACCCGGAUGGGAGGUCAUUGAUGCAUGUGCAGCACCAGGGAACAAAACUGUUCAUCUUGCUGCUCUAAUAAAGGGAAAAGGAGAGAUAAUAGCUUGUGAACUUAAUAAAGAAAGGGUUAAACGUCUGAAAGACACUGUUAAACUGGCUGGAGCAACUAACGUGAAAGUCAAGCAUGAGGACUUCUUAAACAUGAGUUCUGAGGAUCCAGCAUACUCAAAGGUUCAAGCAAUACUUUUAGAUCCAUCAUGUUCUGGAUCUGGGACAGUUGUUGAUAGAUUGGAUCAUCUGCUCCCCUCAUAUACUGCAGAUUCCUCUGAUGUAAAUAGACUCGAAAAGCUUGCUGCUUUCCAGAAAAAGGCUUUGGAACAUGCAUUAUCUUUUCCAGCUGUUGAGAGAAUUGUUUACAGCACAUGUUCUAUUAACCAAGUUGAGAAUGAAGAUGUCAUCAACUCUGUUCUGCCUCUUGCUUCUUCUUAUGGGUUUGAACUGACGACAGUCUUUCCCCAAUGGCCUCGCCGAGGUCAUCCAGUUUUUGAUGGAUCUCAACAUUUGCUGAGAACGGAUCUCAUAGAGGACAAGGAGGGCUUCUUUAUUGCUUUAUUUGUUAGAAAGGGAGUGAGCACUCCAGCCAAGCACACCAGAGAUGUUGAAAACACAUUACGAGCUAUUCAACGAAGGAAGAAAAGAAGACUAAAUUCUUUCUUCCUCUUGAAAACUUUCGGUUUGUUCUUGCAGUCCUAGUUUUACUUCUUUCAAACAGGCAAUUCACAAAUGAUAAAAUCCUAGAGACAAUUACCAGAAGUUUUGUCCAGAUGAGAAUGUAGUUUUUGCCGAAGUUUUGUUUUUCCA